Molecule: messenger RNA, 3696 nt
Organism: Anguilla anguilla (European eel)
Lineage: Eukaryota; Metazoa; Chordata; Actinopteri; Anguilliformes; Anguillidae
Gene: pax8
Product: paired box 8
Exons: 13
Coding region: 374-1777 (467 amino acids)
Biological process (GO): anatomical structure development; regulation of transcription by RNA polymerase II
Molecular function (GO): DNA-binding transcription factor activity, RNA polymerase II-specific; RNA polymerase II cis-regulatory region sequence-specific DNA binding
Source: RefSeq, a predicted model, not a curated record
UACAGGCAUUUAAAGCUGAUGACGAUUACGAAGGCUUCAGUUACCGUAAAUGCUGUUCAGACGCGUAGAUGUUGUCAAAUAAGGCGCUGGGCAAGACGUAUUUUGAACGCUUUUCUGAGUGACGUUGGAUAAUACAAGGACAUCUACGUUUCUGUUUCCACACAGCGCAGAUUAAUUUGCGCACAAGGACAGUUUACACUGGGCACAGUCUUCAUGGACUUAAAACACAGUUAACACAGUUAACUCGCAGACAACGGAGCGGGGACGGAGAAACACUACAGCCGAAUCCAGAGGACAAUGUCCAGCACUACAAGACGAGGAAUCCAGGAAAACGGGAUCUAGGGAUCAGAGCCGGAAACGCGCAACUUGUAGAAUGUGGAAGACAUGCGCAGAGCUGUCUAGACCAGAGGCCGUCAAAAUUCUCGCUAGAUCCGACAUGAUUGGCCAUGGGGGUCUUAACCAACUAGGCGGCAUGUUUGUGAACGGACGGCCUCUCCCGGAGAUGAUCCGGCAGCGCAUCGUGGACAUGGCGCACCAGGGCAUCCGCCCCUGCGACAUCUCCCGCCAACUGAGGGUCAGCCACGGCUGCGUCAGCAAGAUCCUGGGCCGGUAUUAUGAGACGGGUAGCAUCAAGCCGGGGGUGAUUGGCGGUUCCAAGCCCAAGGUGGCCACGCCCAAGGUGGUGGAGAAGAUCGGGGAGUACAAGCGGCAGAACCCCACCAUGUUCGCCUGGGAGAUUCGAGACAGGCUGCUGGCGGAGGGGGUGUGCGACAGCGACACCGUGCCCAGCGUCAGCUCCAUCAACAGGAUCAUCAGGACCAAAGUGCAGCAGCCGUUCAACCUGCCGCUGGAGGGGAAGGGCCUCAGUCCAGGACACGUGCUCAUCCCCAGUUCGGCAGUCACCCCUCCAGAGUCUCCCCAUUCGGACUCUCUGGGCUCCACGUACUCUAUCAGUGGCCUGCUGGGGCUCCCACAGGCUGGAGCCGAGAGCAAGAGGAGCCACGACGACAGCGACCAGGAGAGCUGCCGGCACAGCAUCGACUCGCAGGGCAGCGGGGGCGGCCCCAGGAAGCAGCUCCGCCCGGAGCACUUCCCCUCCCAGCACCUGGACUGCGGGUUCGAGCGCCCCCACUACCCCUCCGACGCCUUCGUCCCCCCCGGGAAGACCGAGCAGGCUCUGUAUUCUCUCUCGCUCAUCAACGGAACCCUGGAAGAGGGGAAAGUCGGCCUCUCAGCAUCGAGCGCCGCCAUUGGUCGGAACCUGACCGCGCACCAGGGCUACGCUGUAGUGACCGACCCCCACAGGCCCCUCCCACUUUGUCUGAAACAGGAACUGUCCCCCGAGGCGACUAGCUCCAGCCCCUCCCCAAACGUGGCGCCAAACCCCGCCUUCCUGGAGCUGCAGCCAAUCCCGGCCCCUGCCCCUAUCGGUGGCGGCUGCGGGGGCUCCUCCCAUUUCUCGCAUGCCUUCAACUCAUUCUCCCAUCAUGCUCCUGUCUACGGGCAGUUCACCAGCCAGCCAAUCUUAGCAGGGCGGGACAUGGUGAGCUCCACCCUCCCCGGAUACCCCCCACACAUCCCCUCCAGUGGCCAGACGGGUUACUCCUCUGCCGCCAUCACCGGCAUGGUGACAGGAGCAGAUUACUCUGGUCAGGCCUACACACCAUACAGUGAAGCUUGGAGGUUCAGCAACUCCAGUAUCCUGGGCUCACCCUAUUACUACAACUCGGCCUCACGGACCGCUCCCUCCUCAGCCACGGCCUACGACCACCUUUAGUAACUGCGGAAACGCCCCACCCUGACAGGGGGGACAGACCCGGAGGUUUUCCGGCUAAGGGUACGAUCACGGAGCGAGUGCGAAAGUCUGCCGCUGUUUACCCGCCAUUUUGUCAGAGAGGUAGCGGGAGAGGGAAGAAGCCGUCGCCGGGACCACAAGAGGUGCCAGAGCGCGAGAGCUCGUUCGGAGGCCAAACCCCGGCUGAAGGUCGACGGACGGCAGUCCUCGCGUCACCUCCCCAAUUUUUAUUAGCCUGCACAAUAUAUCCCCUUAGGUCUUUACCGCGCCUCGUCCUGAAACCCGUUCACCGAGGCGCUCCCGCCAGGUAACCUGAGGUGAAGCGCCUCGCUCGUUUCCACCCGGCGGCCAUUUCCCACCUGGCGUUUUUUUAAGAGCGACUUUCAAACCCCCGAAACCAUAACUCCGCUCCGCACCGCCGCGCGGCUGACUCUCUCUCUCUUAAGUGCCGUCCGGGCGGCCAAAGCCCUCGACGCGGCAUUGCAGAGCCGGCUUUACUGCGGCCGCCCAAGGCAACGGGGAUGACGGCCGCUUAAAUCACGGAGGGAUUCAUUCAAGCUGCAGCGCGCAGCCCGGCUGCAUCCCUGCUGACUGAAACGGUCUCCAUCCCUCGACGGACGGCGAUCGGCGGCGGCCAUCUUGGCUCUGCUGUCACUAUGGUUUUUUUUUUUGUUUCCCCCAAAGACGCUGGCCAAGAACCUGUCGCUUGUGACUCAGUGUGACUCAGUUAAACUCUUCAUUCGUUGCAGCAGCGGAAGGACGUCUCAGCGCAGGAGAAGCAAGCCUAAAAGUGGGCAGCAGAUCUGCAUACGGCAGAGGGACUGUAAAAGCCCACACCCCCGAUAAUGAUCCCCCUCAGACACUUCGCCACGCGGGGGGUGUGUAACUCCGCCCCCCGCAGUCACAGCGGGAGUUUUGGAGUUACGGAGGAUUACAAGCUGUUCCCCCAGCAAUCCCCCGCCUCGCCAGCCAAUGCCUCUGCUCCAGGGGCGAGAGUCGAACCCCUUCCAGCGGCAAACGGAAACUAAAGCUGGGGAAUGAUUACGUUCUCUUGGCCGUCUGUCAAUAAAGUGAGCGUCCCCAUCCCUGCGUGUGUGUGUGUGUACGUGUGUGUGUGUGUGUGUGUGUGUGUAAGUGUGUGUGUGUGUGCGUGCGUGUAAGUGUGUGUGUUUUCUCUACAGUUUUCUGGUACAUUCAGGCGACUACUGCGGGAGCCAGUAGUGAGAAAUCUGCAUGCUAUAAAGUCAACAUUCACCCCUUGACUCCGUCAAAAUGAAUUUCAUACUUUAAGUUGCCGAUAAAACCACCACCGUUACACGUUGUAUUUGCACAGCAGAAGGCCCUGGGCGACUGACAUUUCGACGCUCGCUGAAGCAGUUCCAAGUUAAAAGACUUUCGCUGCCCCGCCCGGGACUCAAACCCGCAAUCCCUCGGGGACAAAGCCAACCUUUCUAACCGCUAAACCGCCCAGUGCGACGGCAAAUAUCAUUUUCGGAUUCUGACACGCCACUUCCUCGCUAAAGUAUAUUAAGUACAAAUAGUACGAGAACAGAACAAAAGACUGAGCAAAAGAAGAGCGAGGAUGAUCGGUGUGUGGGCGCUACAGACACAAUCGCUGCUGCAGUUUCGUUUCUGGUCUGAAUCUACAGUGUUAAUGUUCACUGUGGGAACUGCUACCAUAACAGAAUCUGUGCUCACACACACGCACGUUUUCCCUUCGCAGAAUUCAAGGAGGCCCAUGACUUGUGUUAAAAGUGCAUUAUUUUUUUGGCAAUAUGUACAGCAUACAGUGUAAACGGCAAAUAACGUUUGGGAGAGAUAAGCAAUUUUACUUACAAGGAUGACCUUUUAGCUAGGCAAGGUGGUGACAAAUGAGACAAAUAUGCAAAAAAAAAAAAAAA